Xenopus tropicalis (tropical clawed frog) is the source of this 1537-nucleotide messenger RNA. RefSeq names its product serine/threonine-protein kinase N2-like. NCBI's taxonomy places the organism in Eukaryota, Metazoa, Chordata, Amphibia, Anura, Pipidae. Bases 79 to 597 code for a protein of 172 amino acids. Gene Ontology annotation, molecular function: transferase activity; protein serine/threonine kinase activity; protein kinase activity. The transcript is spliced from 7 exons. The record is from RefSeq and is a predicted model, not a curated record.
UCUGGCAUUUUCCUGUUUCAGGUGUAUCGGGCACAAUACAGAAAAACAAAAGAGAUCGUUGCACUGAAGGCAAUAGAAAUGCACGACCUGAACAGCUACAAUACAUUUGGACAAAUUGUGCUAGAGCAGCGCAUCCUUAUGCUGGCGAAUAAGGAGAGAUGCCAUUUCCUAGUUGGGUUAUUCGCCUCCUUUCAGACAGAACAUCAUGUCUGUUUUGCUAUGGACUAUGCUGAAGGGGGCGACUUGGUUUGCCAACUGGAUGAGGAUGGAAUAUCAGUAGAGAGAACUCAAUUUUAUGCAGCCUGCAUUGUACUUGGCCUGCAGUUCCUGCAUGAACAUAACAUCGCCCAUAGGGAUUUAAAACCAGAGAAUAUCCUAUUGGAUAGCGAUGGAUAUGCCAAGAUUGCAGACUAUGGACUCAGCAGAGAAGGAAUGACCUAUGACACCUUAGCCUACAGCGAAUGUGGAUCUCUGUAUUAUAUGGCCCCAGAAAUAUUCCGAGAGGGCUACUAUACAAGAUCCGUAGACUGGUGGUCGCUGGGCGUUAUUAUUUAUGAAAUGCUUAUUGGAAAUGUAAGUAUCUAUUCAAAGAAAUAGGGAAUCACUGUCAGCCAUUGCAGGUUAAUAUUAUUCCCCAAAUAACUCUGAUUUCUAACAAAUUCUGCUUGUUUUGACAGUUGCCCUUCCGAGGAAAGGAUGAAACUCGGACUAUUGCGAUGAUUACCAGUUCUGAGCCGACAUAUCCGGAACAUCUAACUGUGGAAUCCCGCAGUAUAUUAGUAAAUCUCCUGAACAAAACUCCACAUAAUCGCCUUGGAGCAGGAGAACACGGGGCUGAGGAUAUAAAGAACUCAGCUUUCUUCCAGGGAUUCGACUGGGAAGCUCUUAUGAAAAAACAAAUUCAGGCCCCAUUUAUUCCCAAGAGGAAUAGAACGGAAUCUUCUCAGCAAUCUAAAAAAUCCCUGGAACUGAAGCCAGACAUGAUCCCAGAACCAUUGUGGGAAGAAACCAAAUGGGCCUUAAAAGAACUUGAAUAUAUUGUGGAAACAUGAAAAGCAUAAAUGCCUUAAAAUAUGUGGCAUAAGAAUGACUUGAACACAUGGACCUCAAUGGGCCUGGAAUGAAGAAUCUUUUGGUGUUAUGGAGAAGAGGUGUUGGGGAUGGAAAUAAUUAACCAGGCCAGAAGUUUGCAUUGAGGUCCCUAGGUCCGUAUUCGAAGCUCCCGAGCUAUGGAUUAUUUACACUGAACUCGGGAACGGCGCAGACAAGAUGCAUCAUCUGAAUUCUUGUAAUGGUACCAACCCUGGUGGUCUAGUGGACGGGGGGGACCUCCUCCAUAGACCCCUGGGGGUAGGUACUGUUACAGAGAUCAGUAUAAAAUGAUCAAGAGGAGAAUACGACAGACGGGCCGAGAAUCCGGCAGUGAUAUGGACCAGGAGUGUUGGGGGCAACAAGUUGGAGCACCUAAUGCCCCUGGGUCACUAGUUUGUGCCACUGACAAUAAUAUUAAAUAAAAAUACAUUAAAAAUUAGUAAAA